AUGGCGCCCGUUUUGAGUCCCCGCAAAUUGGAUGGCAAAGAACCUAACAUGGACGCUCUCGGCUUCACCUACAUCGCCAUUGCUCUGAUCUACACUGUUAUACUUUCUGGCGAGCUCCUCCUCCUUUACCAACGUCGUUCGGAAUUCUGUGUGCGAAUACGGCAUCUACCGGUUGUUUUCGCUGCAGUAUCUAUACUUCACGUCUAUCUUGUUAUCGUCCUGCUAGUCUAUCCUUGGAACGGCCUCUUCCCUUGCGUAGCGGAGUUCUGGAUCAUGUCCGUCUUUCUCCCAUGUGGAUUUGCUCUGUUUCAAUCUUGCAAUGCCAAAGUUUUGACUACAUACGAAAGCCAACGCCGGCUGACACGCAAUUUCCUCGAGGGUGCUCGCAAGAAGCGACUCUCGUACACUCCUCAGGGUCUGUAUGAAGCGUGGAGAAAUCUUGAUGCAUCUACCAAAGUACAUGUUGCUACAGUCAUUGGGUUGGUUGUGUCUUUCGUACCUGCGAUCAUCCUGUUCUUUGGCUCACGUCGUUUUCACCCGUCUUACGGCUUUUCCAGUAUGCAGCUCGAUUCCAAUGCUUGCCGCAGGGGAGGCGAAUGGAUUCCUUCCAUCUUAGUGCAAUUGUUUUGGACAGCAAUUGUUGGGCCUUGGAUACUGUGGAAAGUUCGCCACAUCAAAGACGUUCAUUCGUGGGCAUGGCAAACUAGACUCGCAAUCGUUGCUGGCUUGCCUGGUACGCCAAUGUGGGUUGCGUUUACAUUCUUCCGAGUUCCUGCAAGUUUGACUAUCAACGACUAUUUUGCACCAGCUGGGUGGUUUAUUCCAUCACUCAUCAUCUGUCAACAAACACUCGUCCUCGCCCCCAUUAUCGAGGUGUUUAAAUCGCAGCGUCGUCAGCGGCCCACCUCACCCUCGUCAGAGACCGAGCCCCUGACUUCGAGAACAUCGUAUACAUCCGAAAAGUCAGUGAAAGAACUGUUUGCCAGCAAAGAGCUCAAAACGAAAACAUCGAUGCAAGCCCUGGAGUAUAGCAUCGAGCACAGCAUCGAGCCUCUGAUUACAUGGGCAGCGACAAAAGAGUUCACAGCCGAGAACACCAUAUUCCUCCGAGAGGUGCGGAACUACAAGAGAAAAUGGUCGGAUCUAGAAGCCAUGAACUCAGUACAGCGGCGCCAGAUGUUUGACGAGGCGUCUCUCAUAUACUUCACACUGGUCAAUGUGUUCACCGCCGAGGUACCCAUCAACAUCGAAUACAAGGUCUGCAAGACCCUCCAGGAUGUAUUCGCAGGCGUGGAGUAUGACCCAUAUAUGCCAGGCAGUGCGACGCCCGACGACACCAAAGCACCCAGCAUACGUGACAACGUCGUGUGCCCUUGGGAAGAUACGCUGAGUCGACCUGCAAGCAUCAGCUCGGUCACCACUGAGUCGAACAAGUCGAGUGACGUGGGUGUUGUUCCUGUGGAAUUUGACGUCUACAUCUUUGACGCGGCAUACGAAAGCAUCAAGUAUUUAGUCUUCACAAACACAUGGCCGCGAUACGUUGAUGGGGGGCUAUACGGAGAGGACUUAUGA
Dothidotthia symphoricarpi CBS 119687 is the source of this 1572-nucleotide messenger RNA. RefSeq lists its product as uncharacterized. The record is from RefSeq and is a predicted model, not a curated record. The transcript is spliced from 6 exons. Bases 1 to 1572 code for a protein of 523 amino acids. NCBI's taxonomy places the organism in Eukaryota, Fungi, Ascomycota, Dothideomycetes, Pleosporales, Dothidotthiaceae.